Molecule: messenger RNA, 2769 nt
Organism: Colossoma macropomum (tambaqui)
Lineage: Eukaryota; Metazoa; Chordata; Actinopteri; Characiformes; Serrasalmidae
Product: cytochrome P450 2J3-like
Exons: 9
Coding region: 51-1529 (492 amino acids)
Biological process (GO): xenobiotic metabolic process
Cellular component (GO): intracellular membrane-bounded organelle; cytoplasm
Molecular function (GO): oxidoreductase activity, acting on paired donors, with incorporation or reduction of molecular oxygen, reduced flavin or flavoprotein as one donor, and incorporation of one atom of oxygen; iron ion binding; heme binding
Source: RefSeq, a predicted model, not a curated record
ACAAACGGACAAAGAGGAGUUUGGACAAACUCCACUGGGCAACUCCAGUCAUGAUCUUGCAGUACUUAUUUGACUACUUUGACUUAAAGAGCUGGCUGAUAUUUCUUUUUGUUUUCCUUCUGUUAAUUGAUAUAAUCAGGAACAAGAACCCACCAAAUUUCCCACCAGGUCCCUGGUGGUUACCUUUUGUAGGAAAUGUCUUCACUGGGCUUGAGUAUGAAACCAUUGACAAGCUUUCCAAAAAGUAUGGGGAUGUUUUUAGCCUGAGAUGGGGCAGUGAGAAAACAGUGUUCAUUUGUGGAUACAAAAUGGUGAAGGAGGCUCUCGUCACUCAGCUGGACAGCUUUUCUGACCGUCCUCUUAUCCCCCUGUUUGACAAGAUCUAUGAAGGACAUAGUAUAUCCUUGAGUAAUGGGUACCUGUGGAAGACGCAGAGAAAGUUUUUCAUCACUCACCUGCGGUACUUUGGCGAGGCAAAGAAGGGUCUUGAGCAGAGUAUCCAACAGGAGUGUGCCUUUCUGUGUGAAGCUUUCAAAGAGGAAAGGGGUCCUUUUGACCCCCAGUUCUACUUGAACACGGCUGUUUCAAACAUCAUCUCUGCUCUAAUAUUUGGGCAUCGCUUUGACUACCAUGAUGAACGCUUCCUCAAUAUCCUGCGCUUGGACACUGAAGCUAUUGCACUCGCAGGCUCGUUCCAGGCUCACUUGUACAAUGUCUUCCCUCGUCUCUUUGAUUACAUUCCUGGGCCGCACCAAAAGAUGUUUACCAACUACGGGAAGAUCAUUGAGUUCCUUAAAGAUGAGGUCAAAAGGCACAAGGAGAACUGGGAUCCCUCAGACCCGCGAGACUACAUAGACGCUUUCCUGGUGGAAAUGGAGAAGAAAAAGAGUGAUCCUGAGGCUGGAUUCAACCUUGAUACAUUAGUGUUAACCUCACUGGACAUGUUUGAAGCAGGAACAGAAACCUUAACCUCUACACUACGCUGGGCUCUGCUGUUCUUGAUGAAGUACCCAGAAAUACAGAAAAAGGUGCAAGCAGAGAUAGACAGAGUGAUUGGACAGUCACGCCAACCCAGUUUGGCUGACAGACCCAACAUGCCCUACACUGAUGCUGUCAUUCAUGAGACCCAGAGGAUGAGCAACAUUCUCCCUUUAGGUUUUCCUAAAAGAGCCUGUAAAGAUACGACACUGGGAGGAUACGUCAUACCAAAGGGCACGUCUAUGAUUACAAACCUGUCAUCUGUGCUUUAUGAUAAAAGUGAGUGGGAAACACCAGACACCUUUAACCCAGGACACUUUCUUGAUGAACAAGGCCAAUUCCGCAAGAGAGACGCCUUUCUGCCCUUUUCAGCAGGUAAGAGGGUGUGUCUAGGGGAGCAGUUGGCACGUAUGGAGCUCUUCUUAUUUCUCCCUUUUCUGCUACAACGCUUCACAUUCUCCUCUGGUCCUGGAGAGGAGCUGAGUCUGAAGGGCCAGGUGGGCUUCACCAACACGCCCAGGCCCUACCGCAUGUGUGUGAUGCCACGCUGAGAGCCAGUGAGUGAAGGGAGAUGAUGCGCUGAGACUGUGGUAUAAGCUGUCUUUAGUUAAGAAUAAAUAUUCUAUAAGAGCAAAGGAUGAGAUGCAUGUUAGAUUGAAUAGAUUUAAAUAGAGCAACUCUUACAAUAUAUAUUUAAAUAAAAUUGAACUCAUGACCACUGUUGUAAGCUUAGACUUUGUAAAAUAGUUUGUGUUGUAUUCCAUUGUGUCAUAACAGUAUACCUGCAGUGGAUUGCUGGGAAUGUAAAAAUAUGUAAAUUUUACAUAAUGACAUCUGUAACCUCAAAAUAUGAUGAAUUUAAUUAUAAAUGUUUCAUGCAUUAUCUUUUUGUACUAAAAUGUUUUUAUAUUGCUGUGCAAUCAGCCUAAUAAUAAUGGCAUGUAUAGUGUAUUAUGAAUAUAAAGAUAUGAGAUUCUUCUUUUGAACUUACACCAUGUCACUCAUGUUUAAUUAAAGGUUAUUACUACUAUUAUUAUUAUUAUUAUUAUUAUUAUUAUUAUUAUAUAGACUGUUGCAAAAUGUUCACUAAUGAUAAUUUGGCUGACCAACACUGUAUAGUUAGCUUGUUUUGUUUUUUGUUUUCUUAAAGCUACACUAUAAGGUUUGGGGAUCAGAGGAAGAUCUCUCUGGAGAAAAGAUGUAAUUGCACACAGUGUGCAAAGGAACAUUUUGUAAAGAUGGUUUUUGGACCCUCCCCUAGUGGAAGAACAGUGCUGGCCCUACCUAAUACUUUAAUCCUGUCACAAAAAACGACCUCAGGCUGUGAUUAAUCUUUGUGCGCAUGAAAGUGUGGCUUUUUGUGUCAAACAUAAAGAGGAGUCACCAAAGAAGGAAAAAAAUCAUGCCACUUAAAUAUGUUGAAAGUAAAGCAUUUAUAACAGUAAAAAAGCAAAGCUGUUGCCACUCUGUAAUUUAAAAUUGUGACUUAAAACCCCAAAGAAGCAGCUAAUCAACAGCAAAACACAAAUAAGCCAGUUAUUAAUUUAUAAUUUAGACAGCUUGUGGUAGUCAUUGUUAUUAGUCUAUCAUUUUGCAGUAUAUUAGCUAGCUAGAUGUGGUCCCCAAAAAAUCUGAGUGGACGCGUCUGAUGAUUGUGAGUGUGUUGAAAAAGUUUUUAAAGAAAACAGUAAAAAUUUGGUAAAUUACUUUUUAGGCUCUUUGAGUAUAUAAGUGAAUUAUUGUCACCAUAUGUUUAUCAAUAAAAGAUUAAUUUUGCCUUUGAGACCUAAA